AUGAGUGACGGCCCGAUUGCACCUCCCAAGCCCUCCGUGGUCCUCGAGGCCCACGAGGUCGACACCUUCCACGUUCCGAAGGCUUUCUACGACAAGCACCCCUCUGGACCCCAUCUCAAAGAUCUCGAUGAAUACAAGAAGCUCUAUGAGGAGUCAAUUCGCAGCCCCGACACUUUCUGGGCUCGCAAGGCCCGAGAACUCCUCACUUUCGACAGAGACUUCCAGACCACCCGCCUCGGCUCAUUGGAGAACGGCGACGUUGCUUGGUUCCCCGAAGGUCGACUAAACGCUUCCUUCAACUGCGUUGAUCGCCAUGCCAUCAAGAACCCUAACAAGGUCGCCAUCAUUUACGAAGCCGACGAGCCCAAUGAGGGCCGAACCAUCACAUACGGCGAGCUCCUUCGCGAGGUGUCUCGAGUUGCCUGGGUCCUGAAACAACGCGGCGUCAAGAAGGGCGACACAGUGGCCAUCUACCUUCCUAUGAUUCCCGAAGCCAUUGUCGCCUUCCUUGCCUGCUCCCGUAUCGGUGCUGUUCACUCUGUUGUCUUCGCCGGUUUCUCCUCAGACUCCCUCCGCGACCGUGUCCUCGAUGCCGGUUCCAAGGUUGUCAUCACAUCCGACGAGGGAAAGCGUGGUGGUAAAGUCAUUGGAACUAAGAAGAUUGUCGAUGAGGGUCUCAAGCAGUGCCCCGAUGUGUCGACUGUCCUUGUAUUCAAGCGCACAGGCGCCGAGGUGCCCUGGACCGAGGGCCGUGACAUCUGGUGGCACGAUGAGGUUGAGAAGUACCCUGCCUACCUUGCUCCCGAACCCGUCAGCUCCGAAGACCCUCUAUUCCUCCUCUACACCUCCGGCUCCACUGGAAAGCCCAAGGGUGUUAUGCACACCACCGCCGGUUACCUGCUGGGUGCUGCCAUGACGGGUAAAUACGUCUUUGAUAUUCACGACGAUGACCGCUAUUUCUGUGGUGGUGACGUUGGCUGGAUCACUGGUCACACUUACGUGGUGUACGCUCCUCUUUUGUUGGGAUGCUCGACGGUCGUCUUCGAGAGUACCCCGGCUUACCCUGACUUCUCCCGUUACUGGGACGUUAUUGAGAAGCACAAGGUGACCCAGUUCUAUGUGGCCCCCACAGCCCUGCGUCUGUUGAAGAGGGCCGGCGAUGAGCACAUCCACCACCAGAUGGCACACCUUCGUGUCCUGGGAUCCGUCGGCGAGCCCAUCGCUGCUGAGGUCUGGAAGUGGUACUUUGAGAAGGUCGGAAAGGAGGAGGCGCACAUUUGCGAUACUUACUGGCAAACCGAGACUGGUUCCAACGUCAUCACUCCCCUGGCUGGUGUUACCCCCACAAAGCCUGGCAGUGCUUCUCUGCCGUUCUUUGGUAUUGAGCCUGCUAUCAUCGACCCAGUCUCUGGCGAGGAAAUAUCCGGCAACGAUGUUGAGGGUGUGCUUGCCUUCAAGCAGCCCUGGCCUAGCAUGGCCCGCACUGUGUGGGGCGCUCACAAGCGCUACAUGGACACUUAUUUGAACGUCUACAAGGGCUACUACUUUACCGGAGAUGGCGCUGGUCGUGACCACGAGGGAUACUACUGGAUCCGCGGCCGUGUUGACGAUGUUGUCAACGUUUCCGGCCACCGUCUGUCAACUGCAGAAAUCGAGGCUGCGCUCCUUGAGCACCACAUGGUUGCCGAAGCCGCCGUUGUUGGUAUUGCUGACGAACUGACCGGCCAGGCCGUCAACGCCUUUGUUUCGCUCAAGGAUGGCAACGAGACGAACGACCAAGUCCGGAAAGACCUCAUUCUUCAAGUCCGCAAGUCAAUUGGACCCUUCGCUGCUCCCAAGGCUGUCUUCGUUGUCGACGACCUGCCCAAGACCCGUAGCGGUAAGAUCAUGCGCCGCAUUCUGCGAAAGAUCUUGAGUGGUGAGGAGGAUAGCCUGGGUGACAUCUCAACGCUGUCCGAUCCUUCCGUGGUUGAGCGGAUCAUCGCCACUGUGCACGCUUCCCGUGGAAAAUAA
Messenger RNA from Aspergillus mulundensis, 2013 nucleotides. Its product is annotated as acetate--CoA ligase. Bases 1 to 2013 code for a protein of 670 amino acids. The record is from RefSeq and is a predicted model, not a curated record. NCBI's taxonomy places the organism in Eukaryota, Fungi, Ascomycota, Eurotiomycetes, Eurotiales, Aspergillaceae. The transcript is spliced from 6 exons. Gene Ontology annotation, molecular function: AMP binding; acetyl-CoA synthetase activity. Gene Ontology annotation, cellular component: cytosol.